AUGGGACCAGUCGAUGCAGGCGCUUCUUCAAUCUCAGUUGCGAUCAGAGUCCGGCCAUUCACAAUAAGAGAAGCCGCUCAACUUACAAAAUGCGACGACUCGACACUCUUCCUCGGCGACGGUUCGCUGGCGGCCGCCCCGACUCCCAAGCUCUCUCAGAAAGGCAUUCGCUCCAUCAUCAAGGUCGUUGACGACAAGUGCUUAGUGUUCGACCCUCCCGAAGACAAUCCCGUACAGAAGUUUUCGCGAUCUGUGGUACCAAUGGGAAAGAGAGUCAAGGACCAGACCUUUGGCUUUGACCGAAUAUUCGACGAGAACGCGACGCAGAACGAUGUAUACGAAGCUACGACCAGAUCCCUGAUAUCAAACGUGUUUGACGGCUACAAUGCGACCGUCUUUGCGUACGGCGCCACGGGUUGCGGCAAGACACAUACCAUUACUGGUACAGCACAACAACCCGGCAUCAUAUUCCUCACAAUGCAAGACCUGUUCGAACGAGUCAACGAGCUCAGCGAUGAGAAAGUCACCGAAAUAUCGCUCUCAUACCUCGAGAUCUACAAUGAAACGAUUCGUGAUCUGCUCAGUCCAGAUGGCAGUAAGAGUGGGCUCAUGCUACGAGAAGAUUCACAGCAGGCAGUGUCUGUCGCAGGCCUCUCAAGUCACCGCCCACAGAACGUGCAAGAAGUCAUGGACAUGAUCGUCAGAGGCAACGAAUUGCGCACAAUGUCACCCACCGAAGCCAACGCUGUUUCGUCUCGAUCACAUGCCGUACUUCAGAUAAAUGUCGCCCAGAAAGACCGUAACGCGAAUGUGGACGAAGCACAUACAAUGGCCACGCUCAGCAUCAUCGAUUUGGCCGGCAGUGAGCGUGCGAGCGCGACCAAGAAUCGAGGCGUACGGCUACUCGAGGGAGCCAACAUCAACAAAUCGCUACUUGCGCUUGGAAGCUGCAUCAAUGCCUUGUGCGAUCCUCGCAGAAAGGGCCAUGUACCAUACAGAAAUUCCAAGCUCACGCGACUGCUCAAGUUUUCACUCGGCGGCAACUGCAAGACCGUCAUGAUUGUGUGUGUCAGCCCCUCAAGCCAGCACUUCGAUGAGACACAGAACACCCUGCGAUACGCCAAUCGGGCAAAGAAUAUCCAGACCAAAGUCACGCGGAACGUCUACAAUGUCAAUCGCCACGUCAAGGACUACCUCGUCAAGAUCGAUGAACAGAUGGCUCUCAUCAACGAGCUUAAAGCACAGCAGAAGGACCACGAAGCUGUUGCUUUCUCAAAAUUCCGCAAACAGUCCGAGAGGAAAGACAACAUCGUCCGGGAAGGCAUCCUCCGAAUACGAUCAGCGUAUGAUAAUACUGCUACAGAGCGGAAAGAUCGCAUCACCAACAUGGUCAAGCUGCGACAAAUUGGUAGGCGGAUAGCUAUGCUGUCAUCCUGGAUAGCCGCGUUUGAUCAUGUCUGCGAUAACGUCGAAGGUGAUAACGCGCUCAAGAACAUGCACACUGUACGGAAAGCGGCUCAAGGAAUCAUGAUUGAGCUCGAGAGUGGACGCAACCACUGUCAACAGAAGGUCACUAAGAGCAAUUGGGAUCGACCACUGAAUACUGCUCUGUCUGCGAGCCUUGACCAGCUAAGGGAAGUGGACACCAUCGAUCACAUGGACUCAGAAAACCUGAAUCGAGAGGUCGAGUUGCUGAAAGCAAAUGCUGAACAUCAAGACAAGUUGGGCGAAGCGUCGACCAUGCAAGUUCUUGUUCAAGCACAUUUCGAGAUCAUCGCAGCCAUCGACAAGCUCAAUGCAAUGACGACAGAUGAAGCUGUGGAGGUCGCACCGAAAUUCAUCAAUAACAUGCUUUCUUCCGCCACCAAGGCCGCUUCAUACGUCGUAAAGCCUGACGGCAGCAUCGCGCCUGUCGAAACUUUUGCACCACGAAAGGGAGGUACUCCAAAGCGACGAAAGCAGGCCGUCAACACGUCGAUCCUCGAAAGCCCGUCGAUCGCCCGACAGAUUCCGGUCAUGGAAGUUCCUGCGCCUAAGGGCGUCACAUUCCAAACUACGCCAAAGAAGCGGAAAGCUACGGUCAAGCGAGCUGUCCGAUGGAAGGACGACACGGAAGACGGCGCCUUAGCCGAGUUCGAGAAGACGCCACAGCAUAUCCCGUCAUCCUCACCACCUGAGGAGAGCACAGCGGAAUUGACCGUUCCACAAAUCUCAGAUCUUACCUCCAGCUUCUCAGCUCUGAACACCAUCGGUGAUGACAAUUCCUCGCCCAUCCCGCCAUCGCCAGAAGCGUCCUUCGCACAGCCCACAAGCAACCGCUUCAAAGCCGGCUUCCUCUCUAAGAAAGCCAGCGAAGUCUCUCCGCUGUCCGCUUCCAUGCCGCCUCCGCCAACGACAACAAUAUUCUCCUCGUCCUCCGACUCUGACUCCUCCCCACUCCGCGAGCUCGACCCGCAGCCCAAUCGUCGUUCCCUCACACCACUCACGGCUACCAAUGGCAACAAGAACUCUCCUCCGCCACCAAGCCUGGGCGACCUCCCCAGCAGCGACCCCUCCCGCCCAUCCUCUUCGGACACCGAAACCACAAUCCCAGCGGCUCAACAGCCAUCAAGAUUGGCGCGAUUCGCCGCUCAAGCAGCGUCCGCACAUCGACUCACAAUGCCUCGCGAACCCACCGUCGACGCUCUCCGUCUGCUUCGUCCCCACCCAGCAAUGACCAUAUGUUCGGAGCUGGUCAUGUUAGACGCAUGGCUGGCGACAAGGGCGCAGGUGGAGGACUUGGCAAUGACUGGGCCAAGAACGGCGUGCUUAGUCCGCGUGUCAGCGGGGUUGUGA
Cyphellophora attinorum is the source of this 2835-nucleotide messenger RNA. RefSeq names its product Kinesin-like protein 6. The record is from RefSeq and is a predicted model, not a curated record. The coding region runs from base 1 to 2835 and encodes 944 amino acids. Gene Ontology annotation, molecular function: ATP binding; microtubule motor activity; microtubule binding. Gene Ontology annotation, biological process: microtubule-based movement. The transcript has 4 exons. NCBI's taxonomy places the organism in Eukaryota, Fungi, Ascomycota, Eurotiomycetes, Chaetothyriales, Cyphellophoraceae.